CAUUGUUUGUAUUGGCUGGGCUGCAGGAGUGCAGGCUGGGGGUACCAUUAGUGACAGAAGCUGGCUGCAAGUGGGACCUGGGUCUAUUUUCUGUGUUUACAGCAAUCCCACAAUGACAAUAGACAGAGAGAUAUAUGUGUCUGCUCCUGGAAAGGUCAUACUGCAUGGAGAACAUGCUGUGGUACAUGGGAAGAAAUCCAAGGUGGGGAUCAUACCACCAGAGCCGAUACCACAGAGCAGUCAGCCUGCUCUAUGCUAUGUUGCUUUGGCAGUGAGUCUGAAUUUAAGAACAUUCCUGAGGAUGCGGCCUUGCAGUAAUGAUACAGUUUUAAUAAAUCUACCAAAUAUUAAUACCAAGAGAAGCUGGGGUAUAUCUGACCUUCAGUCUCUGCUUCCUGCUUUCCAAUUGGAUUCUGAACACGAGCCUACAAGCCCCAGCCCAGAGAGUCUACACAUUUUAAAGACAUUUGCAGGUUUUGCUGAGGGAUCCACUGACACAGAAAGUCUCGCUGUAUUGGCCUUUCUUUACCUUUACCUAUGUAUCUGUGGCAAAGAUUCACCAUGUAUAGAAAUGACGGUGUGGUCCCAGUUGCCCACAGGAGCAGGGCUAGGAUCCAGUGCUGCAUACUCUGUAUGUGUUGCAGCUUCCCUGUUAACGUUUUGUGGGAGAAUAGCUGACCCGGGAAAUGAAAGCUCCGAAGCAUCGAGAUGGACAAAACCAGAACUUGACCUCAUUAACCGUUGGGCAUUCCAAGGGGAAAAGGUUAUUCAUGGAAACCCGUCGGGGGUGGACAAUGCUGUGGCAACUUGGGGUGGUGUACUACGAUAUCAGUCUGGAAAAAUAACUCCAUUGGAUAGGGUUCCCAAGCUGCAGAUUGUACUGACUAAUACUCGGGUUCCACGCAGCACAAAGAUCCUUGUGGCUGGAGUCAAAGACAAGUUGCUGAAGUUUCCAAGUAUCAUGGAACCAGUCCUGGCAUCUAUUGAUGCAGUUUCCCAAGAGUGCCAGCGUGUAUUAGAAGAUAUGGUAACAGAUAUGUCUAUGGAUCAUUACUCUGUGUUAGAGGAAUUGAUUGACAUCAAUCAACACCACUUAAAUGUAAUAGGGGUCGGUCACCCAUCAUUAGACAAGUUGUGUCAGGUGACUGCAUCACAUGGUCUGCACAGUAAAUUGACUGGCUCUGGAGGUGGAGGCUGUGCAAUAACUUUACUGCGACCUGAUGUGGAUCCCACUGUGGUGAAAGCAGCCAAGCAAGAGCUCACAGAUUGUGGAUUCAUGUGCUGGGAAACCAUUAUUGGGGGGCCUGGGGUUUCAGCACAUUCACCAUCUUCUCUGACAGACUGUGUUUUAGAAGCUUUAAAAAGUAAUUAAAUGUAAUAUUGGAACAUUAUUAAAAGAGCAAAUGUCCUCAUUGUCCCUUCAUGGUGGUCUGAGAAGAAUGAACAUCUUAUGAUAUUGUAUUUUUGCAUUUAUAGUUACCUGUUAUCGUUAAGAUAUAUAGCUGGGACUUUUUAAAGAACUCAAUGGUAAAGGUCAGUUGAUCAUUUUUGACAUGGACCAGAUCUUUGAAACCUAAAAUUAGCACAAUAAGUAACUCUUCAAUUGUCAUGUAAUGUAUUUUAAAAUAAAUUCUGCAAAACACCGUUCUUCAAGUGUCCGAAGGGUCUCCAUUGCUGCUCAAGUAAACCAUUCAUUUUUGAGCACAUACCUGGGUCAUUCAUUAUGGUGUGCCU
Pelobates fuscus (common spadefoot toad) is the source of this 1734-nucleotide messenger RNA. It is a transcript of the gene MVK, whose product is annotated as mevalonate kinase. Lineage: Eukaryota; Metazoa; Chordata; Amphibia; Anura; Pelobatidae. The transcript is spliced from 12 exons. Bases 113 to 1372 code for a protein of 419 amino acids. Gene Ontology annotation, cellular component: cytoplasm; cytosol. Gene Ontology annotation, biological process: isopentenyl diphosphate biosynthetic process, mevalonate pathway; isoprenoid biosynthetic process; cholesterol biosynthetic process. The record is from RefSeq and is a predicted model, not a curated record. Gene Ontology annotation, molecular function: ATP binding; mevalonate kinase activity.